Molecule: messenger RNA, 1731 nt
Organism: Dichomitus squalens LYAD-421 SS1
Lineage: Eukaryota; Fungi; Basidiomycota; Agaricomycetes; Polyporales; Polyporaceae
Gene: Dslcc11
Product: laccase B
Exons: 12
Coding region: 46-1611 (521 amino acids)
Molecular function (GO): oxidoreductase activity; copper ion binding
Source: RefSeq, a predicted model, not a curated record
GCUCGCCUUGUACCCUUCUCCCUUGCCUUCUGCUUUCAUUUCGCCAUGUCUCGCAUCUUAUUUCGUAAUAUUGCCCUCGUCUUCGCACUCGGCAAUGGCGCUUUGGCCUCAAUCGGGCCCGUUACCGACUUAAUCAUCGCAAACAAGGACAUUUCGCCCGAUGGCUCUACUCGUCCCGCUGUCCUUGCCGGUGGCAGUUUCCCUGGUCCUCUCAUCAAGGGAAACAAGGGAGACAACUUCCGUAUCAACGUUAUUGACAAGCUUGAAAACGAGACCAUGCUGACUGCGACCAGUAUCCAUUGGCACGGUCUAUUCCAGCACACGACCAAUUGGGCAGACGGUCCCGCAUUCGUGACGCAGUGUCCCAUCACGAAGGACCAUUCAUUCCUAUAUAAUUUCAACGUCCCUGACCAAGCCGGGACGUUCUGGUAUCACAGCCACCUCAUGACACAGUACUGCGAUGGCCUCCGCGGGCCAUUGGUGGUGUACGAUCCUCAUGAUCCCCACAAGCACCUCUACGACGUCGACAAUGAUGAUACCGUCAUCACCCUGGCCGACUGGUACCAUCAAGCUGCCGUUACCGUGCAAACAGGCGUCCCACUUCCGGACUCUACACUCUUCAAUGGGCUUGGCCGCUACAUCGAGAACCCGACCUCCGAGCUUGCUGUGAUCAACGUGGAGCAUGGAAAGCGAUACCGUUUCCGGCUUGUAAACAUCGCAUGUGAUCCCAACUACAACUUCACUAUCGACAACCACUCUUUCACCGUCAUCGAAGCGGACGGGGAGAACACACAACCCCAGGAGGCUGAUUCCUUGGUCAUCUUCUCCGCCCAACGUUAUUCCAUCGUCGUUGAUGCUAACCAAGCAAUCGAUAACUAUUGGAUUCGUGCGAUACCGGACGUAUACCAUACAGGCGGGAACACCACGGUCAAUGGAAUCAACUCUGCCAUCCUGCGGUACAAGGGCGCGCCCAAGCGGGAGCCCAAUACUACUCAGACGCCCAGUCUGCGUCCUCUGGCGGAAACGGAUCUUCAUCCUUUGUCCAACCCUGCUGCUCCUGGGAAGAACCACACCGGUGGUGUCGAUUAUGCGCUUAACCUGCACCUGAACUUCACAGGGACCAACUUCACCAUCAACUCCGUGCCGUUUGUCCCCCCUGAGCUACCGGUUCUCCUGCAGAUCUUGGACGGUAACAAAUCGGCACAAUCCCUUCUCCCCAAGGGCAGUGUGUACAAUCUGCCGCCGCGCUCUUCUAUCGAGCUCUCCUUUACCAUCGACGAGCAUCUCGUUGGUGACCCGCAUCCUUUCCACCUUCACGGUCACUCCUUCUCCGUCGUUCGCAGUGCUGGUAAUGACACUUACAACUACGCGAACCCCGUCCGCCGCGACGUCGUGAGCACUGGCGGCCCGGGCGACAAUGUCACUAUCCGUUUCAGGACCGACAACCCGGGCCCUUGGUUCCUCCACUGCCACAUUGACUGGCAUCUGCAGGCCGGCUUUGCCAUUGUGUUUGCCGAAGACUCAGAUGAUGUUCCUGCAGUCGACCCGGUUCCUGAGGCCUGGCGGGAGCUCUGCCCGACUUUCUACGCUGGAAACGAAACCCACUUUUAAACCCGUAUCAUUUCUUCAACUUAUUGCGUCCUGUCCUGUUUGCUGCCAUCGCCUCUCUCUAUUUGAUGACCUGCUCUCCGAGUCUGUUUAGUUGUACUCGUGAACUCCCACUCCUUUUGC